Messenger RNA from Temnothorax curvispinosus, 2687 nucleotides. Its product is annotated as protein unc-45 homolog B-like. Gene Ontology annotation, molecular function: Hsp90 protein binding. Lineage: Eukaryota; Metazoa; Arthropoda; Insecta; Hymenoptera; Formicidae. The transcript is spliced from 5 exons. The record is from RefSeq and is a predicted model, not a curated record. The annotation marks the transcript as partial.
UAGGCAGGUCACGUGGUUACGAAAAGCCAAUCAGAAUGAAAUUCUAUUCUAGCGUGACAACUCACGAUGCUCCUAUCGGAUAAUCCCCACGGACGAUGCUUACCGUGGUUUAAGUUACUCCUUGAAAAGUCCUACGGUCGUAAACAAUCAUAGAACGAGUACAGAAGGUUUGAGAGUGCUCGAGCUACACGAGAAAACAAAAGGAAAGUUAUCCGACAAGUAAAGGAUCUACAUUCUGUUCUGUUUCGCCGACGAUCUCAAUGAAAGCUUGCCGCGUGUGACGUGAUCAAAUUCGACCUAAUAAAAAGAGAUAUUCCACCAUGGCAGAGUCAGAUUUGACUGAACAGGAAUGGAAAGAAAAAGGUAAUAAAGAGUUUAACAAAGGCGAUUGGUCAGAAGCAUUGAGUAACUACACAAACGCACUGAAACUACCAAAAGGAGGCAACGCUGAGAAAGAAAUGUUCUACAGAAAUCGAGCUGCAGCUUAUUUAAAGCUGGGCGAUUACGAGAAAGCUAUUAAAGACUGCAACACUUCGUUAAAGAUAUGUUGUAAUAAAGCAUUGUAUCGCAGAUGUCAAGCGCUACAAGCGUUAAAGAGAUUCGAGGAGGCAUAUAGAGAUGCAGAGAUUAUUAUGUCAUCUGACCCCAAUAACAAAGUUAUUCAACCCGUAAAGGAGCGCUUACAUGAAAUUGUACAAGAUUGUCGUAAGGACUCACAUCUUAGUGCCACGAUAUCGCAAAUGCUGGAUUUAGCAUUUAACGUGAGCGCAGAAAAGAAGAAACGUGAAAUCGCUAUGACCUCUCUACUUGUGCUCGCACGUGACGAAGCUAGUGCCGAGGAGAUAUUCCAGAAGGAAGCUGUAACAAAAAUCGCACAACUUAUAAAAGUUGAAGAGAAUGAGAAAGUGAUUUGUAGCGCAAUUCGUAUUGUGGGCGAGGUAUGCAAAAACAAUAUUAAACGAACCGAGUCCGUUGUGAGAUAUGUCGGUUUGCUUUGGUGUCUGGAAGUCAUGAACAGCACGUCUCCAAAGAUAGUCAACGCGUCUCAAUAUUGUUUACAGAACAUAUUGAACACUUACAGCGGCAUGAAUAAUGAACGUGAUGCAAAACCCGAUAAGACUUUGUGCGAAACACAUAAGAAUGAACUUGAUAUGAUUUUGUCAUGCUUAUUGAAUAGUGUAACGAAUAAAACGAUAACAGGACUUGCUAGAGACGCAAUAAUAGAACUUAUUACGCAUAACAUACAUACUGCAUUAAACUGGGCCGAACAAUUGGUCGAGCUUCGCGGUUUGCAAAAAUUAUUGGAGAUAGCCAGUCAAUUGGAGGAAUACGAAUCCUCGUUCGACAUAACGUCUUCCACGCGAAAUAUAAUCAGUAUAUGCUUUGCAAAGAUAUAUGAAAACACGUACUGUAAUGAUGAUAAGAGGACAUUUAUCAAUGCCACUGAAGAAUUUAUUGGGAAUAAUUUGCUUAAAUUUGACACAGAAUCCAAAGUGCGCAUAGUACUUGCGAUAACAACUUUAGUAUUCGGUUCGUUAGAUGUUGCGGAAGCAGUUAUCUUUGAACCAGAGAUUUUUAAGAUGAUCUUUGCUAUGUCAAAAACGGAUGACAUAUUGCAACAGAAAGUGGUUUGCGAAUGUAUCGUUGCCGUUGUGACCAAAUCUAAAAAGGUCAGUGUGUUUAUACGUCAAAGUGUAAAUAUAUUGGAGAACCUGUAUCAAUCUGAGGAUGAUUCAAUUCGGAUUCGAGCGUUAGUUGGUUUUUGCAAGUUAAGCAAAUUUGACAAAAGCAUUUUGAGCGAUUGCACGACUAUCGAACCGUUCGCAGAUGGAGCGACGAAGAAAUUGGCCAAGGUUUGUACACAAGUCUUAAUUAAUCACAAAAAAAGAAAGGACAUUAGAAAAUGGGCCGUUGAAGGCCUGUCGUAUCUCACUAGCAACGUCGAGGUCAAAAAGGAGUUGAUCAAAGACCGACAAGCCGUUAAAGCGAUGAUUGAGCUCGCCGAGACUAACGAUCAAUCGGUUAUCUUCGGCCUGACGAUUAUAUUGGUAAACUUGUGCGACGCUUAUGACAAGAAAGAAUUCAUACCUGAAAUGACAGAAUUGGUAAUGUUUAUUAGACGUUAUUUUUCCGAGGAAUAUCUGACCAAAGAUGGCAACGACUUCGUGAUAAAACGAUACGUGUUAGCGAAUGAGGGUGUGACAGGCGCUCUGGUAAACCUCGCUAAAACGGACAGCUGGAACUGCAAGGAAUUAAUAGCUCGCGUAUUCAAAGCGAUAUGCAGUCAACAUAAUUUGAGAAAAAUAGUUGUUGAUGAAGGCGGUAUGGAGGCAUUGUUGUCGUUAUCGCUGAAUGGCACAGACAAAGGAAAAAAGUAUGCUUCGCGAGCCCUGGUCCAUAUAGCUUACACGAUACUUCCUGAAAUUGCAGUUUCUGGUCAGAUAAUCAUGCAGGCUGUUCGGCCAAUCAUAAAUCUCCUGAACUCCGAGUGUUCCGUGAAUGAGAAUUGCGAGACUCUAACAGCUUUAUGCAAUCUAGCUAGCAUCAACGACAGCAUGCGAAAACAUAUAUUCAAGGAGGCAGGAUUUGAGAAAAUCGAGGACUAUAUGCAUGACGAUAACAACAUGUUGAAACGAACAUCCGCACAACUCAUAAACAAUUUGGUAUUAUGCCAUGAAGUUGCUAUC